GCCUGCGUAGAUUUCUCGCGACGUUCAUCCGUAUCCUUGACUCUGCAAUCCACCCAUUAGUCGACUAUCGACUUUCUCUCCUUUACCAUUUCUGUGUCGAAAAUAAUAUUUACUUAUUACUUUACCCCACCCCUCUCUCAAUCAAAGUGCAUUGCAAAUACGGAUACCACAAGUCCUCUAAGAAACCAAUUUUGUCCAGUUAACUUGUACUGAAAUUGGUACACGAAUUACUAUUAUGUCAUUUGGUCCCGCAACCACAGUUCCUGACUUGUUUGUCACUUGUGGUUGUGCGUUACUCGUAAAAAUCGGCGACGAAACGUUGACGGAGGAGAUUUCUGGUCGUGGCGGUGGAGGCGAUUGCGACGGCGAAACUCGCAAAGCCAUGACCUUCCUCCUCAGUUGAUACCUGACCGAGAAACGUCGGCGGUUGAGGGACAAGCUUCCUCCUGACCGGCCCCAAACAAUCUACUAUCUUGGACCCCCACACCAAGCCAAAGAUCAAGUACCUCCCGAUAUCAACAAUCCAAGUUGACACCCCACGGCCACGUUCCCCAUCAACUCUUCACGUCCUAAUCUCACUCAGAAGCACAUAAAAACUCUUCAUUUUCAUUAUUUUUGAACAAUCCACCUCAAAAAAUAUCACGACGACGAGACAAAACAAGCCACGCGUAAAAAUGUCGUCCGAUUCGGAUUAUUCGGACCACUCUGACCACCAGAUCGUGUCCGUCUUCUCGUCCAGUGGGGACUCGGACUCGGAUCAUGAUGACCGUCCACGCUUGGACGACAUUAUCAUCAGCAACCCCACUUCCGGGGCAGACUCAGACACGGACAAUUCAGACAUGCCAGAAAGUGAGGAUCAUUUCUUUGAAGGGGUCGAAAAAUUACUUGAAGUUUGGUUUACCAAGUCGGAUGGGAAAACGCAGAAUUGUGAUUUGAGGAUGAUUCCAAGGGAGAAAAUCAAGGGUCUUUUGCGAGUCGUCAAGUGCGAAAUAAUCAACAUGCUGUCCAACGAAUGCAUGGACUCGUACGUUUUAAGCGAGAGCAGUUUGUUUGUUUCCAAGAAACGUUUUAUCCUCAAAACUUGCGGCACCACGACGCCACUCCUCUGCAUGAAAAAUCUGCUCGUCCUGGUCAAAAAAUAUGCUGGGUUUGACGAAGUUGAAGAUGUCUUCUAUUCACGAAAAAACUACAAAAAGCCAGAACUUCAAAGGUCCCCACACCGCCAUUUUGACCAAGAAGUGGAUCUGUUGGACACUUUCUUUCAUGACGGGUCAGCCUACUGUCUCGGCAGCGUGAAUCGUGACUGUUGGUAUUUGUACACGGUCAACUCACUCGGAAAUCGAAUGCAACAUUGUCGCGGAAAUUUGGAACCUGAUCAAACUUUGGAAGUUUUGAUGACCGAGCUCGACCCGAGCGUGAUGCGGAUCUUUACCAAAGAAGUUUGUAAAUCUGGACAAGAAGCUACUCUGAAGUCGGGAAUUGACAGAAUCAUUCCAAACGCACUUAUCAACGAGCAUCUAUUCGACCCUUGUGGCUACUCCAUGAAUGGAAUCUUCAAAAAUAAUGAAAAUCAAAGCUCUGAUGGAUCCUACAUGACUAUCCAUAUAACUCCGGAGGAAGAAUUUUCCUACGUCAGCUUCGAAACUAAUGCAUCCCAAUGCUCCUACAAGGACGUUAUUGGUCGUGUUUUGGACACCUUUCGCCCUGGAAAAUUUGUCGUCACUGUUUUUGCCAACAAGGCAAGUUCGGCAUACAACUCUCACGCGGAAAUUGAUCGUCUCGUCGCCAUCAAGGAAUGGCUCCGAAUGGAGAGUCAGUUUUGUCGAUUUAAAAACUAUGACCUGACUUACGCGCUGUACACUAAAUUCCCCAGCUGAGGACUCUUUUUCCCCGGCACCACUUCCGGCACCAACUCGGACUUGUCCAUGGACCUUUUUCUCCUCAUUCUUUCCGGUCACCAAAAUUUAUCCUGGAAUCAAAUUCACCUAUCAUUUCUGCUGCUGGGGAAGAGUCAUAACUCUGCUGGAUCUACGUCUUUUCACCACCCGGAAUUUUUUUUAGAAUUAUUUUACUCUCUCAUUUUCCACCCGUUAAUCCAGAACGAGGUUAAUUCAUUCUCCUUUACUUUCACUGAUCUCAAUUUUCAAUCCUACUUUUUUAAUCAUUCUUAUCUCGACACGAUUCGUCACAACUUUAAAGUUUUAUUAUUCAAGGGAGAAACUGGAAAGCAUAAUAAUAACGGAAAAACGGAAGACACUGCUAAAAUUGAGAUUUACGGAAACAACGACGCGUACCAUUUUCCAAUGGUAGAAAAUACUUUACCAGAUAAUUUAUUAGUUUUAAGGAAUGCCAACGAGAAUACGAGUUACUACACUUAUGAUGACAAGAAAAGGUGCUACUUCGUGAGACAAAAUGACUUCGAAAAUACCAAAGCCGCAGUCGAGACUUUGUACGCGAUUCUUUUCUUUUUAAUAUUGUUCCAAACAUUUUCUCAUCUUGUUUUUUACAACGUUUUCACUCUUUUUCUUGUGAGAUUCCACUCAAAGAAGAAUAGAAAAUGGUUGGGUUUUAGAGAACAACAACAGCCAUUUUAUGAUGAUAAGAAACGUUAUUAUCAUCAUCAUUUUCGCCAGCAACAACAAGUCAACCUUGAACCCGGUAGAAGAACGUGGAGAAGGAGAUGGAAUGACCAUAAAGUCGUUAUUAUGAGGUCAAUGACCCUUAUUCGACCCUUCCGGUCAUGUCACCAUCUCUGCUCCUACUCCCAGUGCAAACUAAUGGACUUUGUUCCAUCAAAGGAUAAAAUUUCCUGAGAUCGAUCACACUUCGAAAAAAAAUUUAAUAUUCUUUCCAUUUUUCGAAGUAUUAAAAAACAAACACCACCAAGAAACAUUACAACAUUUUAUGUGAAAAUAAUUUGUCUAUAUUUUUUAAUUGUGAUCUUUGAUCUCACUUUGUCAAACUACAGUUUGACUAUGCAUUUUGUGAGGGGACGUUUUUUUGGCGUUUUAAACGUUGUUGUUGGCCUAUAGCGAUUCGAUUGGUGAACUAGUGAAAAAACUGCUUUUUCCAGUAGAAUAUUAGUUUUAUCUUCAGCUCAUAAAUAUUCAAAUUAAAUAAAUACUCGAAAACUAGAUGAAAAUACUAUCCGAUGUUAAAGAGCGUAGUUUGCAGAAAUAUAUGUAACUAAAUAUAUUUAACAGAAGUAGAGUUAAUUGUUGACUGUUAAAAAUUAGUUAGUUUAAAUGUUACACAGAUUAGGGGACAGUAA
Molecule: messenger RNA, 3271 nt
Organism: Folsomia candida
Lineage: Eukaryota; Metazoa; Arthropoda; Collembola; Entomobryomorpha; Isotomidae
Gene: SamDC
Product: S-adenosylmethionine decarboxylase proenzyme
Exons: 12
Coding region: 675-1877 (400 amino acids)
Biological process (GO): spermine biosynthetic process; spermidine biosynthetic process
Cellular component (GO): cytosol
Molecular function (GO): adenosylmethionine decarboxylase activity
Source: RefSeq, a predicted model, not a curated record